Molecule: messenger RNA, 3506 nt
Organism: Styela clava
Lineage: Eukaryota; Metazoa; Chordata; Ascidiacea; Stolidobranchia; Styelidae
Source: RefSeq, a predicted model, not a curated record
AUCAGCAAUUGUUUGAGUAUUUUUACUUCAUUCAAUACAUCAUGAAGGGCCAAAACAAUAAAUGGUAUCGAUAAAUUAUUCCUUUGCAAUUUGGAAAAAAUUUAAGACUUUAUGGAGAUCCUGUAUAUUCAAACUACGCCCAAUAUACAAUUAUAUCAAAAAUGCUUCUAAGCGUAUUAUUUAGAGAAGUAUAUUCAAGCACAGCAAAGUUGGUGUCGGCAGAACGAUGUAGUUUGUGUCGUUGCAAUUCACAUUGCCUAUUAUGCCCUGAUAAAUUUCCUUUCCUUUAUACAUAUGUACAUACGCUAGUAGUGUUUUUAGCAAACAAUGCAUUGAUGAUUUGAAACGUCAAAAAUUAAAUCGUUUGUGAUUUAUAUAUACACAAAAUAUUGGACGGUCCCGAAGUAUGUGAACCGAGAUGGCGGACACCGGAAUGUAGUAUGUGUACCAGGUUAGGUUUAGGCCAUAAUUUUAUUCCAAUUUUCUUUAUUUUAUUUUUAUUACGAGUUUAGGGACAAGGUAAGCGACUCUCGUAGUACCUGUACCUAAAAUUAUGGCCUAGUGUGGUACACAUACGACAUUUCGGUGUCUGCUAUCUUGGUUCACAUACUUUGGGAGUACCACAUAUUGUAAUACUGACAUUUACAGCAACUGUCACAACCACAUUUUUAAAAUUUUCAGGGAAAUGCCCCCCCCUCUCCAGAUUUUGACAAUAAAUUAGUACUUUUGUUUAUUUAUUUGCAACUUUUUGCUAUUUGCCUUAAUUGUUUUUUUGCUUUUAUAUUGUUUAAUUGCAAUUUUUAUUAUUGUUUAUUUGUAAAUUUUUCAUUUUUUUGCACAUUUUUUAUUUCAAGCUUUAGUUAACAUACCCUAAAUAUUUGGGUAUUUUUGAGAACAUUUUCAAAGUAUUUUUGAAGAUUUUGACGUUUUUUCGGAUUUUUUGAAGCCCCCCUUUUUGCUUCAUUCUUGAGGAUAUUUUUUCGAAUUUUUCGUUUUGAUUUUUGAGUGAAAAAAAACCUCCCUAACAAUGACUGAAGAGGCUGAAAGCAUUAACAAAACCAACUUAAUAAUUAACUAUCUUCCUCAAUGUCUGUCAGAUGAGGAAUUCUACAGCCUAUUCACCACGAUAGGACCAGUGUAUUCAGCUCGAAUCAUUCGGGAACGAUCAACCGGUUAUAGCUAUGGGUACGGAUUCGUGAAGUACCAGAACCCUGAUCAUGCUGCCACAGCUAUAGAACAACUCAAUGGAUUCACUUUGUUGAAUAAGCAAAUUAAAGUUGCGUAUUCGCUUCCGUCUGGGCACGACAAUAAAAAUAUCAAUGUCUAUGUGAAAGGCCUCCCGGCUAAUACAACGAAUGAUACAAUGCGAGAGCUGUUUAAAUCUUACGGCGAAAUUAUCGAAUGUCGAGCAAUUCCUGACAAAAUCACUGGACUUUGCCAAGGAAUUGGGUUCGUUUUAUUCUCGAAAAAAGAACAGGCAGAGAAUGCUAUUUCAGCAUUGAAUGGAACAAAGGUUGAAGGGGGCGCCGAACCUCUUCUCGUGAAAUUCGCGAAAAAUGAUCAAAAGAACCAGAAGCUGGCGCCACAGGGUCCAAGAAAUGGCGGGAACAACUUUGCGGGUGGGAAUUACGCGAGUGGGUUUGGUGGUAACAACUACACAGGAGGGUAUGGUUCAUAUGGGAAUUACGCCAACUACGGGUCCAGUAAUUAUGGAGCAACCAAUUACGUUGGCUGGGAGAAUUCUAUGUCUAUGAUGAGAGCAGGGGGCAUGAUGCAAGGGGGUGGGCCAAUACGGGGAGGGAUCGGGGCCAGAGGACGCAACAUGAAUCGAUACUCCCCAAUGACUGGCCCGAGAUUCGGAUUCAAUGGACAACAACAACCACAGUUGGGACAGACAGCGGGGGCUGCAUCGCCUGACGGAUUUAUUGUGUUUGUUUACGGAAUCGGGCCACACAUGAAUGAAGAUAUGCUUUGGCAAAUGUGCAGUCCAUUUGGAGAUGUCAAACGGGUCAAUGUGAUUCGCGACCACUCGAAAAACCAGGGAAAGGGAUACGGCUUUGUAACGUUCGGGACAUUGCAGGAAGCGUCCUACUGCAUCAACCAACUGAAUGGUUCACCUUAUGAAGGAAAACAACUACAGGUGUCUCUGAAAACACAGAAACCCAAUUAGUGCACCGACGAAAAACUCUUGCCGAAGCGACUUAUAAAUUAAUUGUGCUCUGAGCUCUGAUUUAUCCACACUUUGGACCAAAUUUAUUGCCAUACAUGGUUCUUAAACUUUCCUAAUCCUUCUGAAGACUCUAAACAUAUUGAGACCCCGUUUCUAAAUCGGUUUCUAUGGUUACUUUGUGUGCUACUACAUUUAAUUUAAUAAUAAGAAAGUCAACAAAUGAAGGCCAAAGAAUUAAACAAAUCUUAUUAAAAUUAGCGCCAGAUUAGGAACCUGUAUCUACAAUUCCUUUUGUAUCAGAAAAUCCACAUGCAUAUAAAGCGAGGGCUAUUUUGAAUGAAGUGAAUCUGGAGUUUUGCUGGACACUAACAUAAAUGUGUUUCUGUAACUGCGGGCCAAUCACGGCUAUUAAACACUUAAUGUUUUUAAUUUUUUGCGUUCUAGAAUCUGCCAAUUGUUACGCUUGUAUCAGAGUGUAAGCAUAUGUAUAUUCAUAACAGUUCAAUUAUACCAGUAUAUUGAUUUUAUGUACCGGUCCCUUUUGGACGCAACCUUCUCUUGGCCUGCGAAUAUCAUUCUGCUUCUAAUUUUGGCCCCCUGUCAAUCAACUUUGUGAAACACUGCUGUGACCUAUAUAAUCGUGAUAGUGUCCUUGAAGCAAGAAUGCUGUAGCAAUGUGAAGAUAGGCCUAUCGAUUAAAAUAAAUAAGAUAAAAUAUGGCCUAACCUGGUACACAUGCUACGGGAGUACCGAAAUUGGUGUCUUUUAUUAAGCUGCAAGCUAAUCAUAUAUUGAAGCAAUACUCGCCAUAGCGUUUCCAAAAAGUACGAGGAGUUUUUCCUGAUUUUCUCCCAAAUUUUUUUUCAUGAGUCUCCUUCCGGGUUAAAUCCCUGGAGUUUUCAAUCUAUUUAGGAUUCCAAAUUUGUUAAAAAAAUAUUGAAAUACCAAUGGUUAUCGUCCCAUAAUUAUGCUUUGCGCGCACCAGAGGUUUUGAUGUUGGUAAUUUUAGGAUAUGGGCUACUUUUAUAAUACUUAUAAUCAGAAAAAUAAAUUAUUUUCGAAUAGCUAUCGACAGUUUAUUGCAAAUUAUCGCUGAACAAUUUUGGACAAACCUUGCUAAAUUGUGUCUCUUUAGUUUCAGAAAACUGUAAAAUGUGUGUUUUUUGUUGAAAAUGACCCAAUUGACAAUGUACCUGAACAUAGAAUGUAUUCAGAAUGAUUUUAUCUGUCUUUGCUGUAAAUGCUUCGUUAUUUUGGACAUUAUUUGGUCCAAAAUUUGUUGUUUUGGUGCAUUUAAUUAUUCUACAGUGUAUUAAAACUCUUCUUUAUACUUGAA